Molecule: messenger RNA, 2963 nt
Organism: Mauremys reevesii (Reeves's turtle)
Lineage: Eukaryota; Metazoa; Chordata; Testudines; Geoemydidae
Gene: SCAMP5
Product: secretory carrier membrane protein 5
Exons: 7
Coding region: 178-885 (235 amino acids)
Biological process (GO): protein transport
Cellular component (GO): trans-Golgi network membrane; recycling endosome membrane
Source: RefSeq, a predicted model, not a curated record
GCACGAGCCGCGGUCGCUGCGGCAGGAGGCGGGGGCUGUGGGGCGCGGAACCGGAGCUGCCUGCCCGGGACGGGCUGCGGGGCCUGACGCUCUGCGCUGCUCGGGCGCUGCAGGGAGUUUUGGCAGAGGUGCGAGCUGUUCUCUAACGUAGCUGCGGAGUAGAGACAGACAGACACCAUGGCAGAAAAGGUGAACAAUUUUCCUCCACUCCCAAGAUUCAUCCCCUUGAAGCCAUGUUUCUACCAGGAUUUUGAUGAUGACAUUCCACCACAGCAUCGCACCUUGGCCAAGCGCCUUUACUACCUCUGGAUGUUGAACAGCAUCACCUUGGCAGUGAAUCUGAUUGGCUGCCUCGCAUGGCUGAUUGGAGGCGGUGGAGCUGUUAAUUUUGGACUGGCAAUUCUCUGGCUCCUUCUCUUUACACCCUGCUCCUAUGUCUGCUGGUUUAGACCUAUUUACAAAGCCUUCAAGACAGACAGUUCUUUCAGCUUCAUGGCUUUCUUCUUCACCUUCAUGGCCCAGCUGGUGAUCAGCAUUAUCCAGGCGGUGGGGAUCCCUGGCUGGGGAGUCUGUGGCUGGAUUGCAGCAAUAUCCUUCUUUGGGACCAACGUAGGUGCAGCUGUGGUGAUGCUUAUCCCCACCAUCAUGUUUACAGUCGUGGCAGUCUUCUCCUUCAUUGCCCUCAGUAUGGUGCAUAAAUUUUACCGGGGCAGCGGAGGGAGUUUCAGCAAAGCGCAAGAAGAGUGGACCACGGGAGCUUGGAAGAACCCGCAUGUACAACAGGCAGCGCACAACGCGGCAGUCGGUGCUGCUCAAGGGGCCACGAUGCAGCAUGAAACACAGUAUUCUGCCACCCCUAACUACACCUAUUCCAAUGAGAUGUGAGCAGAAGACUCUGUCCUGAGGUUGGGGGGGGGGAGGAAAGGGAGAAUACUGCUGAGCCAAGUCUGUGUAAGCAUUUCAACAAGGGAAGUGUAAGAUACUUGAUUUUUCCCUCUACUCUAGAACAGGGUAUUUUUUGUUUGUUUUUUUUCUGAUUCUCUUUUCUCAUUUUGAAGAAGCUGUGAGUUGACCUGCAGGACACUUGUGCUGUGCAGUAGUAACUGUGUGCUUGUGUUCCCCCGUGAAGUAGUGUACGGUGGUGAUUUUUAAAUUACUGUGGUGAUAGGUGUAUGUUUAUAACAUCAGCAAAAAAAAACCCCAACAAGCUCACUAAAAUGUCAAGAGCAAAACUGGAGAUCCCUGACAAAUUGGGAGUUCCAGUGGCUAAUACUUCCAGUUGCUAAUGUGUGGUUAGUAGUGGCUGCCUCUAGCGAGGACUGGUACCAGUUUAUCCAAUCCCGGGAAUUCUCCUUUUUCUUGUAGCAGGUUACUAGCUGAUUUAGUACUUAAAUUCUCUGAAGCCAGUCCAUAUCCUCCCUCCUAGGUUCAGAGACAACAGGUUCUCCUAACACAUGGUGUUGUAAUUUAUUCUUCGAUGUAUUGUGAGGAAGACAGUAUUGGUGUGUAACUGUAGAGCAAGGGCUUCAAGGCAGUGUUGGGAAUUUGCCCUGUUGAAUUGUAGCAGACCUUCCCAUUAGUAUGAAACUUUGGUACAUUCCAGAAGCUCCGGACUGAGUUCCAUGCUCUGAGCCAUAUAUUUUUAAGGUGUUCAGGUGGGGAAAAGUGAUGGUAAAAUUGGUGCAGUGUUUUUCAACAGAUCUACUCUUGGGCAUAGUAAGGGCCAAAUCUUGUUACUAGACACAUUGCUUCAGUGGUAUUGCUUAUGUAUAGGGUGACCAGAUGUCCCAAUUUUUAUAGGGAUAGUCCCGAUUUUUGGGUCGUCUUCUUAUAUAGGCUCCUAUUACCCCCCCCCCCCCCCGUCCCUUUUAUUCACAUUUGCUGUCUGGUCACCCUACUUAUGUAAGUGGUGUGAACAGAAUUUGGCCCUACAAAUUAUCAUCUGCUGGUUUUAGGCUCCUUUGAAAACCAGAGCCUAAGGGAGUGAAGUGCCCAACUUCCCUUGAAAUUCAGUGGGCUCAGGCUUGCUUGCAGAUCCCAACCUUAAUGUCCAAGAAGUGUUUACUCCUGUUGGCCCUGAAAACCCCAUACAGCUAGGGGAGAGCGAGUUGGAUUCAGACGUCAUGCACGUUGUCAGUGCAGUGGUCAACUAAACUUGCACUGCCACAUUUGCUGAUACAAAAUGCAGAAGAAAACAACAACUUCAAUUUCAGAUCCUGGCUGGAAUUUACAGCCCUGGCAGUUAAAAGAAAAUGGAUGUUACUGGGAAGGAAUAGGGGUGAAAUAUGCUUAUUUUUAGAGAGAGACAUUUUAGACUUUGAAUGCACUUUAAGUAGGGAGGCCAAAUUUUCUCCAAACCAUAAUCAGAAAUUAGUUCAAAUUUAAUCUAAUCUGGCCCCUUUGAUUAAGUAUCUCCUUUCUUCCCUGAUCAAUAUUCCCCGAAGUCUUAAACCUGUAGCAGGCAAAUGGUGGUCCUGUAAUUUAGUAACCCAACAUUCCACAGCUUAUUAGUUUUCUAGUUGCGCUGCUUUUCAGUCCAUCAAAACCCCAUCUCUUAGCUGCCUAAUAAUGUCUGUAUAUGAAAUAUAUAUGCAAGAAUUAUGCCAAUAUGAAUGAUUUUUUUCCAGCAAAGCCAACCAAGAAUAAAGAAGUUUCCUUUUUAAGGAUGCAACUUAAGUAAUUCUGCAGCAGCCAGUUGUCUUUUGACAAGGCUGUGAAAUAAAGGUAUGAUAACAAUGUAUAUAUCUUAUGGAGGAAGGGAAGCCUUCACUGAGCCUAUUAUAUACUUAAUCAGAUUUUAAAUAUUGUGCAAUUAAUUAUAGCUAGUCUAAAAUGUAUUCUACUAAACCUUGUGGUCUGUUAGUCCCCUGGUUGAGAAUGUACAAAUUAACAGUGAUUAGUUUCACCUUCUGUAUUUAUCGUAAGAAAGACAAGCUAUUAAAACAAGCAGUAACACAAACAUA